Physeter macrocephalus (sperm whale) is the source of this 1586-nucleotide messenger RNA. RefSeq names its product neutral cholesterol ester hydrolase 1 (gene NCEH1). Gene Ontology annotation, molecular function: lipase activity; carboxylic ester hydrolase activity. The transcript is spliced from 5 exons. The record is from RefSeq and is a predicted model, not a curated record. Gene Ontology annotation, cellular component: membrane. Bases 197 to 1423 code for a protein of 408 amino acids. NCBI's taxonomy places the organism in Eukaryota, Metazoa, Chordata, Mammalia, Artiodactyla, Physeteridae.
GCAACACUUUGCAAGGACACAGUGGAGGGAGCACGUCAGCGCUCUGACUUCCUCCCGACGCCGCCUCUGAUUGGCUCCUGGACAUGUAAGAAACCGGUGAAUGAGCGGCUGGUCCUUGCAGAAACUUGCUUGAGGUCUUUGGUGGCAUUGCCCUUUCCUCCUCGUCAACCCGGCAGGCCAGCCGAUCCGGGGGAGGAUGAGGUCGUCGUGUGUCCUGCUCACUGCCCUGGUGGCGCUGGCCGCCUAUUACAUCUACAUCCCCCUGCCAAGCUCCGUCUCCGACCCCUGGAAGCUGAUGCUGCUGGACGCCACUUUCCGGAGCGCACAGCAAGUGAGUAACCUGAUACACUACUUGGGCCUCAGCCAUCAUCUGCUCGCGCUGAACUUCAUCAUCAUUUCUUUUGGCAAGAAAAGCGCAUGGUCGUCUGCUCAGGUGAAAGUAACAGACACUGACUUUGACGGUGUGGAAGUCAGAGUGUUUGAAGGCUCUGCAAAGCCAGAAGUGCCGCUGAAACGCAGCGUUGUUUACAUUCACGGAGGAGGCUGGGCCUUGGCAAGCGCAAAAAUCAGGUAUUAUGAUGAACUGUGUAAAGCAAUGGCUGAGGAAUUGAAUGCUGUCAUUGUCUCCAUUGAAUACAGGCUAGUUCCAAAGGUUUAUUUUCCUGAGCAAAUUCAUGAUGUUAUACGUGCCACAAAGUACUUCCUGCAGCCAGAAGUCUUACACAAGUAUUCAGUUGACCCAGGCAGAAUCGGCGUUUCUGGUGACAGUGCUGGUGGGAAUUUGGCGGCUGCCCUGGGCCAACAGUUUAAUCAAGAUGCCAACCUAAAAAACAAGCUCAAAGUGCAAGCUUUAAUUUAUCCAGUUCUUCAGGCUUUAGAUUUUAACACACCCUCUUAUCAGCAAAAUGUGAACACCCCCAUCCUGCCCCGUUAUGUCAUGGUGAAGUACUGGGUGGACUACUUCAACGGCAACUAUGACUUUGUCCAGGCAAUGAUAGUUAACAAUCACACUUCACUUGAUGUGGAAGAGGCUGCUGCCCUCAGGGCCCAUCUAAACUGGACAUCCCUCUUGCCCGCAUCCAUCACAAAGAACUACAAGCCUGUCAUGCAGACCACCGGCAACACCAGGAUCGUCCAGGAGAUCCCUCAGCUGCUGGAUGCCCGCUCAGCCCCACUCAUCGCAGACCAGGAAGUCCUGCAGCACCUCCCAAAGACCUAUAUUCUAACCUGUGAGCACGAUGUCCUAAGAGACGAUGGAAUCAUGUAUGCAAAGCGUUUGGAGAGUGCAGGUGUGGAGGUGACCCUUGAUCACUUUGAGGAUGGCUUCCACGGAUGCAUGAUUUUCACCAGCUGGCCUACCAACUUCUCAGUGGGAAUUCGGACUAGGAAUAGUUACAUCAAGUGGCUGGAUCAAAACCUGUAAAGGAGUGAAAUUUCUAAAAGGCUUGAGCCCCUCUUGAUCUCCUGCACCUGUCCUGGAAAGACGUUCACUCUUUAGUUGACUAAUUUUCCCUCGUUACUUGAGUUAUGGAAUUUCUAUUCCCUGCAGACUUUGUGUUAAUUUAAUUUUUAAAAAUGCUUUUGAG